Molecule: messenger RNA, 6720 nt
Organism: Mytilus trossulus (common blue mussel)
Lineage: Eukaryota; Metazoa; Mollusca; Bivalvia; Mytilida; Mytilidae
Exons: 24
Coding region: 14-4837 (1607 amino acids)
Molecular function (GO): protein binding
Source: RefSeq, a predicted model, not a curated record
CGGGAAUUUAAAGAUGGAGGAAGAAGUUGAAACCGAUGUAUUGAAUCUGUCUGGUCAGAAUUUGAGUAGAAUUCAACUUCCUCUGAACCUGGAUCCUACAACUAUAAUACUGGAUAAGAAUAAUAUCUCUAAAAUAGAGAAUCUACAAAAAUGUCUCAAUUUGAAACAGCUUUCAGUAGCAGGAAACAGACUUGUUCGGAUGAAUGGAGUUUCUAAUUUAACAAAUCUUACAGUUCUUAAUUUACCUAACAACAGCAUUGUAUCUAUAGAAGGACUGAAAGACUUGACCUCCUUAGCCUGGUUGAAUCUGUCUGGGAACAGUAUAAAGGCUAUAGAAAACCUUAGUGGUAGUAUAAAUUUGCGUCACCUAGAUCUAUCUGACAACAGUGUUUCUACAUUAACAGAUAUAUCCAACCUACAGAACCUCAGGACUUUCCUGUUACAUGGUAAUAUUAUAACAUCCCUGAGAACUAUACCACCAUGCUUACCACACAGUCUCUGUAUAUUCUCACUGGCAGAGAAUGAGAUAUUAGACAUGAAUGAGGUAGCAUACCUGUCUUGUUUACCUAACUUGGAACAAUUAUCUCUAAUGAAUAACCCAUGUGUUCUGAUGACAGCAUCUACACCUGGAUUUGACAGCAGACCAUAUAUUGUUAACUGGUGCAUGAAGCUUCAAGUUCUUGAUGGCUACAAAGUCACAGAAAAAGAAAGAUUAAAAGCCGAGUGGUUAUAUAGCCAAGGUAGAGGAAGACACUUCAAGCCAGGUCAGCAUGCAGAACUAUGUCAGUAUCUGUCAAAUACUUGUCCUCUGACGGCCAGUGCGGAGCUUGAAAGUCAGGAAGAUGCAAAAUUAAGUCAAAUAUUGUACAAACAGAAACUUCAUCAACAACAACUGCAGCCUUCAAGGCAACAGUCACCAAGGCAACAAAACAGUCAUUUACAGUCACCUGCUAGACAAGAAAACAACUUAUCUGCUAAUUCUUUUUCUAGUUCUGGUCAACUAUCAGAAUCAUCUCGAGGUCCUCCACCAUCAGCCCAGGUAGCAGGAUGGAUACACAGAAGUGGUUCAUCCGAGUUCUCUGGCGCUGGGAAUGAAAUCAGGGCGACUCAGUGUAAUGACUUAACAGUACAGGACGUAAUUCAUGAAGAGUAUGAAACCAGAAGCCAGACCAGUCUACUUGAUUCAGAUUCAAUAUAUUUACCAAUCAAUACAAGACCAAUGACCGCGCCUGCAGUUUCUAAUUCCUCUCCUGUUGCUAAUUUUCAGCAUGUUUUGAGACGUGAAAAUCGUCCUGCAACAAGUGCAGAAAAUCGCUAUGAGGCUUAUGACAGGAGAGUUGCAAAGCCUUUAAAUCAGGAUGUAAAAAGUAAACCAAAUUUUCAGGUAUCACCCCCUCAACAGUCUGGGAAUGAACCUGCAGUAAUGACAAAACGUUCCACGCCACCUGUAGCUCAGGCACAUGACUAUGAUACGAGUCAAGAAGUUUCUCAAAUUGAGGAAAUAAUUGCUUCUCCCCCUACAGAACAUGUUCCUGAGCAAGAAGUAGCAAGUAUAAAAGAUAAAGUAGAAAAACGAACUAGAAAAGCUACUGGGUCAUUAAAGCGUUCUUCAUCUAAUGAAAAAUCUAGACCCCAGACUAGUUCAAAACGAACUACUGUGAAAACCACAGACUCAUCUGGUGCCAAAAAUAGUGCAAUACCUGUGUCUCGUAGCACAAACUUAUAUCGUACACAGUCAGACUAUAUACCUGGCAGAUAUGCCCAUAAUGCAAGAAAAUCUGGAGAUUCGACAGAAACAACUGAUAAGUCAAAAACUAGGACAAGAGAAACAAGAAAUAGUGUUCGUGAUUCAGGAUUUAUGUCUCGUCCCGUUAGUGAUGCUGUACUUGAGGAAUAUACACCUGAAGAACAUAAAGCAGCCAUAAUGAUACAGACAAGAUGGCGAGGGUACUGGACGAGACAACACCACCCUGAGGCUGUGUCUGUGAGGAAGGAGAUGAGAGCCAAGAGAGCAGAAGACCAUAUCGUUAUCCUUAGAUCAGAGUUAGAUAAACAAAGAAAACUUUAUGAAGAUGAAAAACAUCAGAGAGUUUUACAACUAGAAGCCUUAAGAUAUUUGUGGAAAGAGGUGCAGUCUUUACAGAGUUGGAAGAACGAGGUGCUAGAUUCUCAGUCCUUUAAAUCUACAAACAGACAUGACGAUAGCUACAGUGAGGAAAUACAAAAUACACUACAAGCCAUGGAUACAGGAAGAUCUAGUCGGCAUGGUAACACAGUAGAUAUGGAACGUCACACAGAACUAGAAAAAGCAUGUGCAAGUUUGCAAAACCAGGUAGCACAGUUAUCCCAAGCUUUACAGUCUGUUUCUAGUGUUGUGUUCCAGAGUGGAUAUUUCAACUCCAUGGAUACUGGCAACAACACUUCUCUAGAAGGCACCAUUAUGGUAACUGGGUAUGAUGAUGACGAUGAUACAUCAAGUUGUGAUGAAAACACAGAAACAGAAGCAAGAUGGGGAACAGUACCACAUUCCUUAUCUCCCUUCCCAUCAGAGGAAGAAGAGACCUAUUUUAUGAGUGUUCCACAGCCAGGAUUUCCUACACCACCAAGAAAUGUCAAGUUAGAACACAAGGGGAAUAACUCUGUAGUGUUGUCAUGGAACCAUUCUAAAAUUCUAGAUAACAUGAAUAGAGAAACAAGUAAAUCUAUUCUGGGGUACAGAGUGUUUGUAGAUGAAAAUGCCAUAUCUAUGAUUCCUGCCAACAUGCAGAAGGCAUUGUUACAUGGAUUAGAUACAAAUCACACUUACAAAUUAUAUGUGAAAGCUGUGUCUGCUCUUGGUGAAUCUAAUAUGUCAAAUAUUAUCAUGGCUGCCUUGUCAAAACUUUCUGGUAAAAAUGUCAGGACAUGUUCUUAUAGCAGUGACAGUGAUAAUAAUAGAUCAGAUGAUAGUGAAAAGGAGGCUGACCUAGAUUCAACUGAAAGUUCUGAUGUCACACGUUACAGAAUGGAGAAACAAAGGCGACAAAAACGAAUAAAAUCUCCUCGUCAAGAUAGAAGAAUAACACAGAGAAAGGAAUCUAGUGCAAGUGACCAGGAUCCAGUAAGGGAACCAGAGCAGUCAAAGUCAUCCAGACCAAGUUCAAGGUCAGGUUCAGCUGCAGAUGGAAUUUUUAUACAGCCUAAGCUACAUACACAUAAACGUAGUCGUAGUAGAGAUUCUAGGGGUCAGUCUCCUGAUUCUGAACUGAAGGAUCAGCAUGACUCUUCAUCACAGAGGAGUCAACCUAAAAUAUUCCAGCCAUCAAGUAGUAAACAAUCCCCUCCAGCUGGCAGUCAACAUCAACACAGAGAUUCAUCUAUAAUGGGAUCCAAAAUGUCAGAAACUUUUACUAUUGAGACACAGAAUUCAUUGAUGCAGGUGAUUUCUGCAGCUCAUAGCCAAAUUCAAGAAAGUCAUGAAAAAACAACUAAAGGUCAUAAAAGGACCCGAAGUAAGGACCUGGCAUAUUAUGGAAGUUCUGAAAGUGUUCAUGCUACGGAAAGUGCACCAACAUCCUCCCCAAAGCCAUCCAGACGAGAUAGUUCUGGUGGACGGGGCUCAGAUAAUGAUAGUACAAAGAGUGAAAAAACUCAUAGGAGAACAAGCAGUAAAGAUUAUGAAUGGAGAAAAGAUAUUGACAGUAAUACCCAUGCUAAGAAGGGUGAAGGUCAUGGUGUUCCUGUAAUUGAUGCCAGAAGACGUCAUAAUUCUGGUAGUCGACCAAGUAGUCCUGCUCCUUCAGAUGCAUCUGAAAAAUCUCUUCCAGAUAAGAAAAGGACAGUAGCAGAGUUUCUUGAACACAGGAGCUCUACAAAAAUAGCUGGUCAGAAUUCUGAGAGAAGUCCAUCAGCUGGAGGUGUGGAUUACAGUGAAACACAUACAGCAGCCCUGCCACCUCGUCACAGGAAGUCAAACAGCAGUAAUGAAGACAUAGCUUCCGAUGUUAGGAGGUCACCAUCUAAAAACUCCUCUCCAACAUACAGUGACAGUAGGCGAAGAGCUCAUUCCAAUAGCUCAGAUCCUGACUUAAGUGAACUCCAAUCAUCGUCUGCAGCAAGGCAGUUAGACAUGGAGAAAAAGACAAACAGUGGAAUUGUCAGCAAACUUUUACAAAAAUUACAAACAUUUUCCAAAAGUCAGGAAGAAACAUUAAGAGAAAGAGGACAUAAAAUAAAGAAAAAGUCAGAGUCCCAGAAUUUGAACCCAGAGGAAGGCAGACGACCGAGACGAACGAGUGGAAGUGACCAGGAUAUGAGUCAGGAUUCUAAAGGUGUACCACAAAGUGAUAGUUCUUCUGGUACCCAGUCUGAUGAUCCACAGACGGCCAAGAAACCAUACCAAACACACAGGAGGUCACGAUCAGAUCAGCGUGUCCCGUUUACUCCAGCCACACCUACUAAACAGAACUACACAGAGCCACAAUGGGUGGUAGAUCCUUCUAGUCAACAGACGACAGACCAAUGUGUUCAGCCCAACUAUUCACAGCCAGUCCAAUACCAGCAAGAUUCCUGUGUGUCCGUACCACAGCCUGGAUCCAAUGUGAAGAGAACAGCUUCAUUUCAUGGAGUUGUACAACCAAAACAGCCUGAUGUGGCACCAAGGAGAAGUGGAUCAGAGGAGAACAUAAACGACAAGUCAAAUGUAGCUCAGGGAGACCCCCAUUACCAACAAGUACCUUUACAGGAAAUGAUCGGCAUGUUCAGUAGAAAACAGAGACAGGGGAUGUCUAGUGUUCAUCAUAUACCUAUCUUAUCUGGUGCACAGUUACAGAAAUCACAGAAACAACCACCGUCAUAACAUCAACUAUAUUAGUUAAUGUAGCUAGCCAUCAUAGCAUAUCAUUGCCCAUUUGUGACUCAGACAGUAUGAAUAUGAACCAUUGUAGUUACCUGCCAUCUAAACAUUUCACCAUAGAAUGUCAUUGCUACCAUCAUAUCAUGUUCGCCAUAAUUUUGAAGUUGCCGACCAACUUACCAUCAUUGAAAUACAAUAGACCAUUUAAUUUUGGUCUUCAUACAUAUUGUCAGUCAUAUUAAGAAUUUGCAAAAUAGUGAAAAUUUUAUAAAUCAGUCGCUAUAAAAUUUGCAAUGUUAUGUAGGCAUUACUAAACUUGAUGUUUGGAUUGUACAGACAAAUUUUGAAGACAAUAUUGACCAAUGUUUGUAAUAUAAGAUAGAAACAACUGCCAGUGCUUCAUUGUACAUAAUUAUUAUUUCCCUUACAUUUUUUAUUAAUAUAAUGACCAAAUUAUAUUAGCAAACAGACCCUUUACAUAUAUUUAAUUAAUAUUUGAUUGCAUUUAUAAGUUGAUUUGAAAUUUGAAACUCUCUCUAAAUUAAAUACAGCAUCUUUUGUAUCAUACUAAAGAACUACAGAAAAAAUAUUUUAAAUUUGAUUUGGAAUUGGCCGUUUCAGAACCUAAAGCAUCAUGGGUAAUUUCAUUGUUCGUACCCCAAAAUGAAAAUAAUGUCACGUCAUUGGUUAAAUUUCCAUUGUUUAUGACAUAUUUAACCAAUCAGGAGGUUUUGGUGUAUACUUUUGAUAAUAUUACCCAGGAUGUAUUAGAUUCCGAAACAGUGAAUUGAAGUAUAUAGUUAAAAUAGUGAAAUGUCUUAUGAUAAUGAUAUAAUGUUGUCAUUUUCCCAAUGAUAUAACUUUGAUUACAGGUUUUACUGUAUAUAGUACAAACAAACUGUCUUUAUAUUGAAGUGUAUAUAUUUACUGUACAAAUCAAGUCUCAGUAUAGGACCACAUUAGAAGGAAUUAUUCCAUUCUGAUGCUAUAAAUGGUAUUGUAAAAGUUCUGUUGCAUUUAUAGUUUUGUUUUCUUGUAUAAGUUAACACAUUAUUUGAGCGUACAAAAUCUUAGGAGAGAAAAAACACAUUCCACCUUUAUUUUGUAUAUGUAACAUACAUGUAUUUCUGAAUAUGUGUCUUAACUUAUAAGCUGUCAGACAGACAGUUUUUUAUGGUGCUUAUUUUCAUGUUUUUUCUUUGUUUUACUUAGUUAUAGUUUUAAAAGAAAACCUGUUUUGUUGAUGCACAAAAUGUUAUUGCUUAGAGUGAUUAACAUCCUGAAAAUAUUCUGUAUUUCACUCAACCCUCUUUUAUCCCUUUAUUAAGCUGAUUUUAACUAAAUUUAUUUUUCCACCUUUUUUCUACAAAAAAGUAAAUAGAAAUCUGAAAAUUGUCAGUUCUUUACAGCUAAUUUCCUAAUGCAUGUAAAGCAAAACUUUGGUUGGCUUGCUUGCUUUGUUUGUAUAAUUGUUUAUACAAGCUUUGAAAAUAAGAUUGACAUCUUUAAACAAUAUAUAUAGACAUAGUUUAACCUGUAUAUAUAAUAUUUGAAUUUAAUUAGGUGUUAUCCUAAUGAUUGUACAAUAUAAAAAAAAAGCAAGCAAGCUAACUAAAGUCUUGCUCUACAUGCUUUAGGAAAUAAGCUGUAAAUAUCAAAUGGUUUGUAGAUGUAGAUGUUAUGUCUUCCAGGCAUAUGUUGGUGUAUUAAAAAAGGUCUUUCAUUACAGUAUUUUAAAUGUGAUUGAUUUUAUUUGUAAGACUACAUUUUACUGUACUAUUUAUUAGACAGAUUUUAAUCAGGAAAAAAGUUUUUCCUUCCAACUGAUGUUAUUCAAUUUCUUUAGCUUCAGAGUAGGGUGAACAAUAAAUGUUGAUGAUUGAACA